This is a messenger RNA of Brassicogethes aeneus, 1089 nucleotides long. The record is from the annotation of a GenBank genome assembly. NCBI's taxonomy places the organism in Eukaryota, Metazoa, Arthropoda, Insecta, Coleoptera, Nitidulidae.
AUGUCCCGCAAAACAAAGACCUCAAAAAAGCUAGGCAAACUAAUUAUUAAAUCUGAAUCAGAUAAAGAGGAACAUGAAUUAUCCUAUUACAUUAACGACAGGGUAAAAUUAAUGAAAGAAGUUCUAAAAAUAAUUGAUGCAAAGAAGAUUAAAAGUAUGGCACCACAUUGUUUAAAGAACAUGAAAAAUGAAGAAAUUAAUUCAAUGUUACUUGAGGAACUUCUGGGAAUAUCGAACAAGAGGUUGAAGUGCAUUUUUAAUGGACAACAUUUAGAAGAAGAUUCCACCGAUCCAGAAGAAGAACCAAUAGAUAUUAUUUCUUUGGACGAUAUUAGUGAUGAUGAUUUCAUUGAUUUGGACUCAGAUGUGGAGAAGAAAAAUAAAAGAAAACACAAAAUUAAAACAGAAGGUUCAAAAAAAAAGAUCAAAAAAGAAAAAAACAAAUCAAGAGACAAAGAAAAAGGUAAAUCAGAUCAGGAAAAUUUGAUGAGCGUUUUGGAAUUGCUGGAACUUCAAGCUCGUGCGAGAGCUAUAAAAUCUCAGUUAGCCUUGGAAGCUGCAAAAAAAAGCGAGACAGAAACAAUUGAAAACAUUAAAAUUGAAAGUGACAAUGAUGAUGAGGUGAUCAUUGAAGUUCCUGAACCUGAUGAGAUUGUUAUACCUUCAAGUGAUGAAGAAGAUGGAAAGGACAAUAAUCAAAAUAAAGAAAGUGAAGAAAAUGAUAAAGAAAGAGAAAUUGAAAAAAAUAAAACUGUUAGUGUUCUUAUUGAAGAAUCUACCAGCAAUGAUAAUACAGAAGAGAAGCAAAUAAUGGAGACUGAAAAAACAACUGAAGUGGAAGAAGUUAAUAAUGAAUGUCAAAUUGUUGAAGGAGGAAACAAAAACACUGAAGUUGUUAAAAAAUUGGAUGAUAAAUCAGAAGAAACUAAAAAUAUCGAUGAAAAACCAUCCUCAAGUAUUGAAGACAAUGAAAAAACAAAAGAAAUAUCUGAAGAUGCAAAGGAUAAAAGUGAAGCAACUCAUAAUGAUGAAGAUGAACUUGUUUUAAAUGUCGAUGAAGAUGAAAUGGAUUGCAUAAUUUGCGAUUAA